GAUCCGCAGCAGUUCCUAUAUCAAAAUAAAUAUACUAAUACAGCUGAACACGUAUAAAAUUGAAAUCGGCGUACUCGGCGUAGUCCGUACUCGUCAUUUUCCAUAUGUCUAUAAGUUAAUGCUGCACUUGAUUGAGUUUUGUAAGGGCAAUUCGAAUAAAACGUAACUUGUAGCAUAAAAUUGACGCAUUGAAUCACUAGUUUGGUUUUUCAUUCAUUGAAUUUUAAAGAAAACAAAACAAGAUGACUACAGCUGAUUGGGAUGAAGUUAAAAGGCUAGCUGCAGAUUUUCAAAAAGCACAGCUUAGCAAUGCAUUACAAAAAUUAUCCGAACGAAAUUGUGUUGAGAUCAUUAUGAAACUAACUGAAGACAAAUUACUUAAUGUGAUUUUUACUAAUGAUGGUAAAGAAUAUGUAACUCCUCAACACUUAGCACAAGAAAUUAAAGAUGAGCUUUUUGUGCAUGGGGGAAGAAUAAAUUUGGCCCAAUUAGCAAAGAUUUUAAAUGUUGAUUUAUCUCAGAUUUCUAAAGCAAGUGCUGAAAUUGAAAAACAUGACAGAGGCAUCAAAAUAUUAUUAGGACAAUUAAUUGAUAAAACUUAUAUAAAUAAAAUUUCUGAAGAAAUCAAUGACAAACUUAAUCAAAAUGGCUUUAUAAAUGUUGUUGAUCUUACACUCCACUAUGAUUUACCAGCUGAUUUUAUUCAAUCUACAAUUGAAAAAGAAUUGGGAAAAACAAUUUUUGGUAAACAAGAUUCUCAAGAUCCAAAAUUAAUUUACAAUCAAGAAUAUAUAGCCAGAAAUGAAGCCAAAAUAAGAGGAGCUCUUUCAGCUUUAACGAGACCAACACCAAUUUCUGCUAUUUUAGGACAGUGUGCAGUUCCAGAAAGAAUAUUUUUUUCUAUUAUGGAAAAUCUUCAAGAUAAGAAACAGAUUCCAGGUGUUGUGAGUGGUAAACAAGGCAGUAAUAGUAUUUAUGUACCUACAAUAUAUUCCAAGGGUCAAUCUGAGUGGGUUGAUAGUUUUUACAGACAAAAUGGUUAUCUUGAAUACGAUGCCAUGUCCAGAUUGGGUAUUUCUGAUCCUAAAAAUUUUGUGAAACGUCAUUUUCCUGAUGAAAAUCUCAUUUAUUUAGAUUCUGUAGCAGUUGGUUCAAUAAUAAUUGAUCAAGUAAAUGCAAAUAUUGAAGAAGUAGUUGCAACUGGCUCUUUUACAGAUAUCUAUUCGCUAUUGCCAUCAGUUUUUAGUCCUUGUGAUGCAGAAUUACUGUUAAAAGAAUCUUCUUCAAGAAUGAAAUCUUUUAUUCAUAUAUUUUCUUCUACAAUGAUUGUGUCUGAUGCUUACUUGCAAAAAAUCCAGAAAAAUUUGGAAGUUUUAUGUGAUAACAAGGCCAAGGAAGCAGUUGAAAGUGGAAAAUGGCUUCAAUCUGUAGUUGAAAACAAAAUAAAAUCAAAGGCAAUGGAUAUCAUCGACACUAAAGCAGAUCGAAAAUCUGAGAGAAGAAAAAAAGCUACUGGAGGAAAAACUGGUGGAGGUAGCCAAGGCAGAGAAACAAAAACAAAAUCGACUAAAAAAAAAUAUCAACAAAAUAAACAUCAAGACAUUGAGUCUGAUGACGAAAAUCCUGAAAAAGUGAAUGGUAAAUUUGAUCUCAUAAAUAUUGAUGAUUUAAAAAUUGAAUUGAGUAAAGAUGAAAAUUUAAGAGAUAUGGAAGAACUAAUAGACGAAUUAGCCAUUCAUUUUCUAAAGGGAUUGAAUAAAACUGCUGCAUCAAUUGCAGAGCAGUUGUCACAGAAACACAAAACAACAAACUUAAGUGAAGUAGAGGAAAAACUUAAUUCUUUUGUUACAACUAUUAGAGUUUAUGAAAGAGGAAUUAAAUGUUUGGAAAAAUCAAUUCAAGAACCAAUGGUCAAAUAUCUGCUUAAAACACUAGGUGCUGACUUUGUUACCGAAAUUUUUAAAUUAUCCGCUCAACAAAAUGUUAUACAAUGUCCUCCAAACUUGAGCACUGAAGUCAGACAUAAAAUGCUUCUAGAAUUACCUAAAGAUGUAAGAGAGCCAUUGAGCGAACUACAUAAAGUUGUUGGUGGAAAUUCAGUAGAAAAUUUUAUAAAUUCUGUUGAACCAGCUAUGGCUGCUUGUUGUUUAGUACUCAAAAAAUAUGAUAAGAAAAAAGAUAGAGCGAUUGUGGUUGGUCACCGAGAAGCUAUGUUGGAGCAAUUAAAUUGUACACAAGAUCCUGCACUAGCUUUGCACUUAACAACUGCUAUACUAUUCAUAGCUACUACUCAAAAUGCAUUGCACAUGUCUGGAAGACAUGUUUCUACAAUUCUCACUUUUUUGCGUCCUCUUUUGAUUGAAGCCACUGGUGUUACACUCUUUAAAUAUCAUGAUUUGGUACUUCAAUUUUUGAGUUCUUCUGAUCAAGAUGUCAAAAGAAGCUUGCAAAAUGAAUUGGAAGAAAAUUUAGCACAAAUUAAAAUAAUUGCCAAUGAUUAUAAGAAGCAAAUAAAGGAUGAUAAAGUUCAAGAUUUUUGAACGAAAAUGCGCGUGUAUA
Messenger RNA from Trichogramma pretiosum, 2559 nucleotides. RefSeq names its product E3 UFM1-protein ligase 1 homolog (gene Ufl1). Gene Ontology annotation, cellular component: endoplasmic reticulum membrane. The transcript is spliced from 6 exons. The record is from RefSeq and is a predicted model, not a curated record. Gene Ontology annotation, biological process: protein K69-linked ufmylation; response to endoplasmic reticulum stress; regulation of proteasomal ubiquitin-dependent protein catabolic process. NCBI's taxonomy places the organism in Eukaryota, Metazoa, Arthropoda, Insecta, Hymenoptera, Trichogrammatidae. Bases 243 to 2540 code for a protein of 765 amino acids. Gene Ontology annotation, molecular function: UFM1 ligase activity.